AUGCCCUCUCACUUGUCAUCCACAUCGUGGAAGUACUAUUGGCACUUGGCAGUCAUUAGAGCACGCGCUUCCGCGGUUGAGUGCUUGUUUUCCUCCAAAAUAGUGACUUUAGGACAGAUGCUUCCAAGCGGCAAUGUCGCUGGGUUUAACUGUAGGACCCUUUUGCCGUCUUUCGCUCCUCCUCUCACGACUACAACUAGAAAUUUCAGUGUAAAAAUGUCGAUUCCGACGACUCAAGCUUCCAUAGUGCUCCCCGAAAAUCGCAUCAUAUUAGGUUGUGGAGCUGUGUCAGUGGACUUCUUGGCUGCUGUUGCUUCUUAUCCUAACCCAGAUGAUAAGAUUCGAAGCACAAGCUUUGAGGUUCAAGGAGGUGGUAAUACUGGGAAUGCUUUGACUUGUGCAGCUCGCCUAGGCUUAACUCCUAGGAUUAUUUCAAAGGUUGCCGAUGACUCUCAAGGAAAAGGGUUACUGGAGGAACUAGAAGCUGAUGGUGUAGAUUCGUCUUUUAUGGUGGUGUCCGAAGGGGGAAAUUCACCAUUUACCUACAUCAUUGUUGACAACCAAACGAAGACUCGCACUUGCAUUCACACCCCUGGCUAUCCACCCAUGAUACCUACUGAUCUUUCCCAAUCAAACUUAUUGUCGGCCUUGGAUGGUGCUAAACUUGUCUAUUUCGAUGGGAGAUUGCAUGAAACUGCUGCUAUUGUAGCAGAGGAGGCAAAUAGAAGGGGUAUACCCAUUUUAAUUGAUGCUGAGAGGAAAAGGGAAGGAUUGGAUUAUCUUUUAAACUUUGCAAGUUAUGUUGUUUGCUCAACCAAAUUUCCCCAGGAAUGGACUGAGGCUUCUUCUAUUCCGAGUGCCCUUGUUUCCAUGCUCUUAAGGUUGCCAAAAGUUAAAUUUGUUAUUGUGACAUUGGGUAAAGAUGGUUGCAUAAUGCUACAAAGGACUGAAAUGGACAAUCUCCUCCCUGAAGAAAUGGAUGUCGAAGAUCUGUUUGAAAAACUGAAUCUGGAGAAAGACACUAAUGCAACAUUGCCUGCAUGCAUAUCCUCGAAUGUAGCAAAACUACAUGCAAAAGGGAUAGGGACAAUCACCGGUAAGCUACUUGUGGGGACAGCUGAAAGUAUACCUCAAACAGAACUAAUUGAUACAACUGGUGCUGGAGAUGCAUUUAUUGGCGCAGUUCUUUAUUCUAUCUGUGCCAACAUGCCACCGGAGAAAAUGUUGCCAUUUGCUGCUCAAGUGGCAGCUAUUAAAUGCAGAGCCUUGGGAGCUAGAGCUGGUCUUCCGCGUUCCACAGACCAUCGCUUGUCACCUUUUUUAGUCUAGAGAGCCCAAGGGAUGGCCAUGUUCCAACUGUUAUUGAAAAUGGUAGCAAAACUGGUUAUCGUCUUGGGCUCUUUCUUAUUGUAUUUUUAUCAGGGUUUCUGUGGACCGACAUUCUACUUCUUGUCUUAGAGCAUCUGCCCUGAAUUGUUUAUUGGUAAAGUUGAAAUCUGUGUAUGUAUAAUCUGGUGUCACAAGCUUCUUCUAGUUCCUUUAUGUCUGAUGGAACUGUUUGUUCUUGUGGGUCUCA
Molecule: messenger RNA, 1576 nt
Organism: Solanum stenotomum
Lineage: Eukaryota; Viridiplantae; Streptophyta; Magnoliopsida; Solanales; Solanaceae
Exons: 13
Coding region: 1-1329 (442 amino acids)
Molecular function (GO): kinase activity
Source: RefSeq, a predicted model, not a curated record